CCUGUUGUUGUUAGCUUUGCUAGCUAAACAGGCUAGCUGAACAUAUUCGACCGCCCGACACUGUAAGCGGUAAAAAAUAAAUCACGUCGAGAUUUAAAACGUACGGCUGGAUUACUGCUGCUGGUUCAACGUUGCUUCUUUCCCGUCACCAUGGACGAGGAAUAUUACAGCAGCGCUGGAGACUGGGAGGGCCCCGACGGUAACUUGGAGGAUUAUGUUGAAGGGGAAAAUGAUGGGAAAAUACAGGAAGAUUGUUUGCAGAAAUUCUCCAGCAGGGAUUACAUCAUGGAACCUGCCAUCUUCAACACCCUCAAAACGUAUUUCCAAGCAGGUGGCUCUCCAGAACAUGUCAUCCAGCUGCUCUCUGAGAACUACUCUGCUGUGGCUCAGACCGUCAAUCUGCUGGCAGAGUGGCUCAUCCAGAUGGGUGUGGAGCCUGCUCAGGUCCAAGAGAGAGUAGAAAAUCACCUCAAGAGUCUCCUGAUAAAACACUUUGACCCUCAGAAAGCUGAUUCCAUUUUCACUGUUGAGGGAGAGACUCCAGCUUGGCUCGAGCAGAUGAUAGCGCACACCACAUGGAGAGAUCUUUUCUAUAAGCUGGCAGAGGCUCACCCAGACUGCCUGAUGCUCAACUUCACUGUAAAGCUUAUUUCAGAUGCAGGUUAUCAGGGUGAGAUCACCAGCGUGUCCACAGCGUGUCAGCAGCUGGAGGUUUUCUCCCGGGUGUUGAGGACGUCUUUGGCCGCGCUGCUGGAUGGAGGAGAAGAAAACCUGGAGAAGAACCUGCCAGAAUUUGCUAAGAUGGUUUGUCACGGCGAGCACACAUACCUCUUUGCCCAGUCCAUGAUGUCCAUCCUCGCUCAGGAAGAACAGGGCGGUUCAGCUGUUCGUAGGAUCGGCCAGGAGGUGCAGAAGUCCGCGCAUGAGAGAGGUCAUGAUGCCAGUCAGAUAACCCUCGCUCUCGGUACAGCAGCAGCCUACCCUCGAGCCUGCCAGGCACUGGGUGCCAUGUUGUCCAAAGGAGCCCUGAAUCCUGCAGAUAUUACAGUUCUGUUCAAGAUGUUCAGCAGCAUGGACCCGCCUCCUGUGGAGCUGAUCAGAGUGCCUGCCUUUCUGGACCUGUUCAUGCAGUCGCUGUUUAAACCCGGAUCAAAGAUCAACCAAGACCAUAAACACAAAUACAUCCACAUCUUGGCCUACGCUGCCAGCGUGGUUGAAACGUGGAAAAAGAACAAGCGAGUCAACAUCAAUAAAGAUGAGCUGAAGUCGACUUCCAAGGCCAUAGAGACUGUGCACAACCUGUGCUGCAAUGAGAACAAAGGCGCCACAGAGCUGGUGGCUGAACUCGGCACUUUGUAUCAGUGCAUCCGGUUUCCGGUAGUUGCCAUGGGGGUUUUGAAAUGGGUGGACUGGACGGUGUCUGAGCCACGGUACUUCCAGCUGCAGACAGACCACACUCCAGUACAUUUAGCUUUACUGGACGAGAUCUGUACGUGUCACCAGCUGCUGCACCCGCAGGUCCUCCAGCUGCUCGUCAAGCUUUUUGAGACAGAGCACUCUCAGCUGGAUGUCAUGGAGCAGCUGGAGCUGAAGAAGACUCUGCUGGACCGAAUGGUUCAUCUGCUGAGUCGUGGCUAUGUCCUGCCUGUAGUUGGUUACAUUCGCAAGUGUCUGGAGAAACUCAACACGGAUAUCUCCCUCAUCAGAUAUUUCGUCACUGAGGUGCUAGAUGUGAUAGCGCCUCCCUACACAUCAGACUUUGUUCAGCUCUUCCUGCCCAUCCUGGAGAACGACAGCAUCGCAGGAACCAUCCGCACAGAGGGAGAACAUGACCCGGUUGCGGAGUUCAUUGCUCAUUGCAAGUCAAACUUCAUCAUGAUAAACUGAUGAGGAGUGGAUGCUGAAAAUGUUCCUGUUAGAGAUUGUACCAAGAUCUAACAGCGACAGAAGAUCCGUUAUCUCCAUGAUAAC
This is a messenger RNA of Micropterus salmoides (largemouth bass), 1971 nucleotides long. It is a transcript of the gene nelfcd, whose product is annotated as negative elongation factor complex member C/D. Lineage: Eukaryota; Metazoa; Chordata; Actinopteri; Centrarchiformes; Centrarchidae. The coding region runs from base 151 to 1887 and encodes 578 amino acids. The transcript has 15 exons. Gene Ontology annotation, molecular function: RNA binding. Gene Ontology annotation, cellular component: NELF complex; nucleus. The record is from RefSeq and is a predicted model, not a curated record. Gene Ontology annotation, biological process: negative regulation of transcription elongation by RNA polymerase II.